AUGCGUCUAUUCCUCGUCCCCAUUUCAACGAGACGCGCUUUCGUAUACUGCCGAUCCCCCAACGUCUUGAACGCGUCGCUCCUGGACAAGGUUACGGCCAAGGCAGCUGAAACCUGGGAGAAAUGGGAGCGAGCCGAUAAAGGGUGGAGGAAAACCCUCGUGUCCUAUGGCCAUGUUGUUCUCCAGCGGAUUCCCUAUGAAGAGUGGGGUUUGAAGAGUAUCCCUCCUCUGAGCGCACAGCGCCAGAUCGAGGAAACUCGCGAGAGAAAACCGGUUGAUGUGGUGUUUCCGAGAAAUGCAAUCAAGCCGGAAAAUGUGCUGGGUAUUCUGAGCAAGCUAGGCACGGAGAGACAGGAUCAUCAUCGCAGAAAGCUGUGGUGGAGCAUCGGGCUUGCCCCUCUGACCUUGCCCAUUGCAGUGAUACCAUUGGUGCCCAAUAUCCCUUUCUUCUAUUUAGCCUACCGAGGUUGGUCGCACUGGCGAGCUCUAAGCGGCUCAAGGCACCUGGUUUAUUUACAUGAGAAGGGGCUUUUGCACCCUCAAUCCUCUCCAGAGCUCGAGAAUUUCUAUUCUAAACGUCUCAUCUCUGGUAGACAAGAGCAUGGGAAUGAAAAGUCGGUCGUGCCUUUAGGGGAAGAGGAUACAGAGGAGAGGCUGCUCCUCGAAGAGUCAGAUGGGAAGGAAUUGGGCGAGAUAUUGGGGGCUCCAGAGAUCGCAAUUGAAGUGGAACGCGCUGUUGUUCAAAUACGGCAGAAGCUGCAUUCUGAGCAAGAUGCAUCUGUCCAAGGAAAAGGAACGCGCGGGUCUAAUACUUCGAAAGAGAAGGAGUUAUGA
Rasamsonia emersonii CBS 393.64 is the source of this 834-nucleotide messenger RNA. RefSeq lists its product as uncharacterized. Gene Ontology annotation, cellular component: mitochondrial inner membrane. The transcript has 3 exons. The record is from RefSeq and is a predicted model, not a curated record. Lineage: Eukaryota; Fungi; Ascomycota; Eurotiomycetes; Eurotiales; Trichocomaceae. The coding region runs from base 1 to 834 and encodes 277 amino acids. Gene Ontology annotation, biological process: proton transmembrane transport; potassium ion transport.